This is a messenger RNA of Carassius gibelio (silver crucian carp), 5023 nucleotides long. Its product is annotated as sorting nexin-30. Lineage: Eukaryota; Metazoa; Chordata; Actinopteri; Cypriniformes; Cyprinidae. The transcript has 9 exons. The coding region runs from base 129 to 1427 and encodes 432 amino acids. The record is from RefSeq and is a predicted model, not a curated record. Gene Ontology annotation, molecular function: phosphatidylinositol binding.
AGUGACGAGGUCAGCUGACUGGUGUAGUUCAGCAGCUGCGCGGUGGUUGUCAGCUGACAGAUGUUGUCCGUCUCGGUUCGUGCGGCUGUGAAUCACAAACACCUGCUCGAUCAGAGCCGAUCGAGGCGAUGAGUGCUGGCACCCCGCGAUCACUGGCCUCGUCCGGGCAGAGAGCCCUCCAGGACAUCAGCCACCCUCUGUCCGCCGAGGAGAGCGCACUGAGCCGCAGCCCAGAUGUGCUGAACCCCAGCAGCGCUGGAGAGAGGGACCUGAUCCUGGCCAAUGGGACUCCAAUAGACACAUCAAGCCCCGCCUCCUCUUCAUCUCUGCUGAACCGACUACAGCUCGAUGACGAUCUGGACGGAGAAACACGAGAUCUGUUUGUGACUGUAGACGACCCCAAGAAACACGUGUCUACUAUGGAGACAUAUAUCACCUACAGAGUCUGCACAAAGACCACCAGAACAGAGUUUGACCUGCCUGAGUACUCUGUAAGACGGCGCUACCAGGACUUUGACUGGCUGAGGAACAAAUUAGAGGAAAGCCAACCCACCCAUCUUAUUCCACCGUUGCCUGAGAAGUUUGUGGUGAAGGGCGUUGUGGACCGCUUCUCAGAGGAGUUUGUGGAGACCAGGAGAAAGGCACUAGACAAGUUCCUCAAACGUGUAGCGGAUCAUCCGGUGCUCUCUUUCAAUGAACACUUCAAUGCCUUUCUCUCAGCAAAGGACUUGAAUAAGCGUCAAGGCCUGGCUCUGCUGACUAAAAUGGGUGAAUCUGUGAAGUAUGUGACGGUGGGUUAUAAACUGAGGGCACGGCCGUUGGAGUUUGCCGCCAUGGGCGAAUAUCUGGAUGUUUUCACACAGAAACUGGGCACCAUUGACAGGAUAGCACAGCGAAUCAUCAAAGAGCAAUCAGAGUUCCUGAUGGAGCUGAGAGAGUACGGGCCGGUGUACUCCUCCUGGUCAUCUUUUGAGGAGGACCUCCAUGACCCUCUGGAGGGGGUGUCGGGGUGCGUGUCCAACUGCUCCAGCGCUCUGGAGGAGCUGACGGAGGACAUGAGCGAAGACUUCCUCCCUGUGCUCAGAGAAUACGGCCUGUACAUCGAGUCCAUGAAGAAUGUGCUGAAGAAGAGAGACCAAGUUCAAGCUGAAUAUGAAACAAAGUUGGAGGCAGUCGUGUUCAGGGAGGACAAAAAGUCCCCGGUUUCCUCUGACGUGGAGAAGUGCCAGGACCGUGUGGAGUGUUUCAACGCUGACCUGAAGGCCGACUGGGACCGCUGGCAGAACAACAAGCGGCAGGACUUCAGACAGCUGCUGACCGGCAUGGCCGACAGAAACAUCCAGUACUACGAGAAGUGCCUUGCAGCGUGGGAGUCCCUCAUUCCUCUCUUACAGGACAAACAGGACACGAAAGGAGAAACGAACUGAGCGUGUGUUUGAGCCGUUCUCUCAGCUCGUGAUGCUGCGACUCCUCGGACCUGUCCUCCGCCAGCAGAGCUCUCACAGGACGGGACACUACAGGAGCGGAUGACCUCCAACCAUUCCUUUUUGUAAAGUGUCUUUAUUUGUUAAAGCCCAUCAAAUGCUUGUGUUUCGAUGCUGAUCCGUCCAAGGGAACAUAGAAAUCAGUGUUUUUUGGUUCACGAAGAGUCCCGCCGAAGGUUUGCCAACAUUCCUCUUGCCAAAGAUGUGGAACUGAAGUCUGAUAUCUCCUCUGCUUUUUUCCAACAUGGCCUCUGGCAUCACAAAAGCCUUGCACUCGCUCGUCAUACUCUAAACUCAGCUGCUGCGUUGAAAUGAUGGAUGUCUUCCCAGCCACACUUGACCUCGUUAAAUAUUUAUGACAGAAUAUGUGUCAUAAUGAUUUGUACUUGUCUUAAUGGGGCAGUGUAUGUGUUCGGGACAUCUAGUCGAGUGGAUUAAUGUGAGGUGAAUGUACUGUGGGACGCUUCCUGUGGAAUAAUGCAGAGCGGUUCAUCUCCAGUAAUAUACACACAAUCUGGUAAAUGUUUUUGGCAGCUGUUACAUCAUUCUGUGGUUAUACAGUACAAGACAGUAAUGCGUUACUCUUCAAAGGUUUGGGGUCAGUAAGUUUAUUGUUAAAUGAUUUUGAUAGAACUCUCUUCUGCUCACCAUUUGAUACAAAAAUAAAAACAGUAAUCUUGUGAGAUGUUAUGAUAAUUUUAAAUAAAUUCUGUUGUAAUUAAAAUGUCAUUUAUUCCUGUGAUCAAAGCAGAUUUUCCAGUCUUCAGUGUCACAUGAUCUUCAGAAAUAAUUCUGAUAUACCGAUUUGCUGCUCAAGAAACAUUUCUGAUUGAAGACAGGUUUUUAUUUUAUUGUUUUGGGAAACGUUAUUUUUCAGGAUUCUUUGAUGAAUAGAAGUUUUGAAAGAAUUGUCUUAGUAUCCAUUUCAUGUGUGUUUGCUGAAUAAAAGUAUUUGCUUAUAAAAGUCUGCCUGACCCCAGCUUUUGCACAGUAAUGUUUUGGAGUCAUGAAAGCCAAACCAACCAAAAUCUUUCUUUUCAACACUGCUGAUGCAAAGCGCUUCUGAACAUGUUUUUGGGUGAUUCUCACUAAAACUGUAGAAAUGCCUGGGCUUUGUUUCUGCCACUAAUCACAACAAUACUUAUCAUGAAGUACGCAUCGUAUACCUGAGUGCCGCGCGCUAUUUCGCUCAGUUUUCAUUUCCUUCAGGAAAGCGAAUCAUCUGUGCCCUAGUAAUCAUCUCGCGUUCUCAGUGGUUAUUUUUCCGAGCAGUGUUAACUCCUCUUUGUGGGCGCAAUGAAUUUUCGGAAAUGUAAGGAACCGUGUACCAGGUUCAUCACGAAGGGAGAUUCCAAUGAAAGGUGCGUAGUGUGCUUUCUUCUUGCCCCCACUGUGAUGGCUGUGGCUUAGAUUACUGCGCUUGAGGGUAGAAGUGUUUUCUAAUGUCGCCCCGCGUCUAACCCCCGCCAUGUCACUUCUGCGGCUGCCGAGGCACCGCAUGAGACAAUGGCUUGGGGAGACACGUGCUACUUGGAUUAUGAGGACAGCGCUGCGCUGGAAUUUUCUCCAUAACGCUCGUUCUCCCCUACCCUAGUGCACGAAAAGAGCUUUGUCGAACCAGUCGUUUUCUCAAACGAGAUUUACAGCCCACCCCGGAGGCAUAUAAUGCUAUCUGCUUCGGUUAUGGACGUUACGACGACGACAUCUUAUCCUCGGGGUCUGAGGACAGGAGAAGCGCGUUUCCCACUCCUACAGCGAGCUGUUGGAUGUGGUGUCUCGCACGGUGGGUAAACUGGGACUGGAUUGGGAGGUUGAGAAGGCCGAGGCCCAACCUUCAUCUAAGCUGGACGACCGUUUCCUAACUAGUCGUACACCUGUGCAGCCCCGAAGGCCCUUGCCUUUCUUCCCGGACCUCCACCAGGAGGUUUUGAGGUCCUGGAAACAGCCGUACUCGGCACGCAUCACUAACGCCGUCUGGAUUACUUCAUAUGCACCCUUUUCAGUGGUGGACGAAAAGUCAGAACAUUUCACCCCGUUGUCUUCUGCAUUGGACAAUUUCGGUGACACAGAGUUGUGUUAUGUCAAUAAAACAAUGGAUGUCAACCGAAUUCCUUCUAGCCGUAGUUUGGCUGGGGAUUUGUGCUUCCCGAUAGACUGUCACGACGGACGCGUCUUUGACCGGUUGGGGAGCUGUUUGUCAAGGGCGCCAGGUCACGGAGUGUGGACGGCGACACAACGCAGUUGGCAUAUAAGCAGGUUGGAAUUACUGGCAGUUUUUCUAGCUCUCCAGUAUUUCUCAAAUCUGCUGAUUGGCCGUCAUGUACUGCUCAGGUCAGACAACAUAGCGGUUGUGUCAUAUCUGAAUCAUCAAGGAGGAUUACGCUCUCGCCCCCUGUGCAGGAUGGCAAAAAAUAUUCUUCUUUGGUCUCAGAACAGAUUUCUGUCGAUCCGAGCGGUUCAUGUCCCCGGACGUUUGAACUUCGGAGUGGAUUUGCUAUCCAGACAGACUCUGGAACAGGGGGAAUGGUUGCAUCCCCAAACGGUGAGCCUAUAAUGGCAGAUCUUUGGAGAAGCAAGAGUGGACUUAUUCGUGUCGAGCAUGACUACGCAUUGCCCGCUGUGGUUCUCCCUAUGCCCUCCACCGUUUGAGCCCUUGGAAACUAUACCGGAUAAAAUCCUGACUCUAAAGACAGUUCUUCUUGUGGCUUUAUCCUCCCUCAAGAGAGUUUGGGAUUUACAGGCUUUUUCUGUUUCACCCUCGUGCAUGGAAUUUGCACCAGACUCUGUGAAGGUAUUGCUGCGACCAAGGCCUAAUUACGGCCCUAGGGUUGCUUCUAACCCUUUCCGCUUUCUACAAGUGGUCUUGGAGGCUUUACCCCCAGCAGAGGCGGGGUCAGGAGAUCUGAGUCUUUAACCUGUCAGAGCGCUAAAGACUUAUGUUGAUCGAACAGCCCCAUGGCGUGAGUCUGACCAGCUGUUUGUCUGUUUCGGACACAAGAAUAAAGGCCGUUCCAUACCUUGAUAGCAUUCUUCUUCUUCAGUUCAUGAAAUCUGAGCGAAAUAGCGCGCGACACUCAGGUAUACGAUGCGUACGCAUGCAUGGGGUGGUGCCAAGCGCUAUUUGGCCAAUAGGAUUGGUGGGAUGGUAUAGGGCUUCAGACAUUCGUCACACCGAGAGGUGUUCCCAUACGGUGAUGUCACCGCAGCAUCUCGUUCCCUAUUCAGGGAACAGUGGUUACAUACGUAACCAAGAUGUUUUUUUUUUUUUUUAUUGUUGUUAUUUGCGUUGGGACUUUAUAUAUUUCUUUGUAUGUAUAUAUCAUUGUUAUGUUUAUUUAAUAUAAUUUUUUUAUUUGUACAAAUUACAUUAUAUUUCUGCCCUUUUGUUUUUUCAGUAAUAUGUUGCUUGAGGAAAUAGUUAAAUUGCUUUAUCACAGAAAUCAAAGCUGGUCCUGAAAAUUAGGCUUCAUUUUCUGUUUCUCCCCCUAAUUAAUCACCGAAAAAGGAGAAUAAAAACAAAAUCAAUUUACUGUUACACA